Messenger RNA from Racocetra persica, 526 nucleotides. Lineage: Eukaryota; Fungi; Glomeromycota; Glomeromycetes; Diversisporales; Gigasporaceae. The record is from the annotation of a GenBank genome assembly.
CACUCCUUCACCUAUUAGAUCUAUUCAGCUCACCUCUCCUGCUAGACCUUCAACACCUAUUUUGCCUACCUUUUUCACUAGACCUUUAACUUCUAUUCAGCCCACUUCUCCCACAACACCUUCAACACCCACUUCUCCCAUAAUACCUUCAACACCCAUUCAUCUUACUUCUUCCACUAUAUCUCCUGUUGUUAUCAUCUCUCCUUCGGCUAUAUCUACGUUAAGGCAACAAUAUUCUACACUUCGAUUACCUGGAAGUACAAAAAACAAUACUUUACAUGAAGAGAUUGCACAGCUAAGGUGCCAAAUCUCAGAUUUGGAGGCUACAAAUCGAGAUAUAAAGAAGGAAAUAGAAACUUUAGUUAUGAUUAAUGAUAAAUUAGAUAAAGAAUCAGACAUACAGUUAGAUUCUGAUAUUUUCAAAAGUGACGAAAAAAGUGAAGGCAAAGGUGAAGUUGAAAAGAAAUCAUUUGAUCAUAAACCACUGCCACCUGAAACAAGGUCUUUUGACCUGAAAGCUGCUAGG